Molecule: messenger RNA, 1391 nt
Organism: Paramecium sonneborni
Lineage: Eukaryota; Ciliophora; Oligohymenophorea; Peniculida; Parameciidae
Source: the annotation of a GenBank genome assembly
AUGUCAUAAUCUGCUUAAAGCUAGAGAUAAUAAAGAUCAGUAACUAAUGUAUAAAAUGUUUCGUUUGCUGGAUCUUAAAUUAAUAAUGUAAUUAUAAAUUUUAUAAUAUUCUAGCCUAAAUAACUUGAAUCUUCACUUUCUCCAUUAAAAAAUUAAGAUUUUAAUAAGCCUAAAACUUAGAGAGUAUAUAAAACAUAGAACAUGAAUUCAAUACCAAAAAUGUAAGGAAUUCCUACAAUGACUGGAAUUCCUAAUUAAUUUACUGUUUAAUAAAACUGUGUUGCAGCUCAACCAUUAUGCAUGAAUAUUAUUGUUGUUUCAAAAGAAGAAAUUGAAAUGCCUUGGAGACUUGAGUGUGAAUAUUUACAAUCUAUUAUUACAGAGCUACAAAAUUCAUAAUAAUAAAGUAAAUCUGUAUAAAUAGUUGAAAAAAUAAUAACGGAUAAUUCAAGAGUUGAAUUAUUAGAAGCUUAAGUAAAAGAAUUAAGAAGAUAAAAUGAAUCUUUAUAAUAUGAAUUGCAUUCAUCAAAACUUAAUUAUGAAAAAGAAAUCUAAAAUAUUAAUGGUACAUUUUAACUUAGAAGUGCCUAAGUUGAAAAUAUUGCAUAAAAAGAAAAUGAAUUUUAUUUAAUCAGGAUGGAAUUAGAAGAAAAAAUAUCAUCAUUGAAUAACAAAAUUAAGUAAUAAGAUCAAUCCUUACGAAGAUCAUCAGAUGAAAAUAUUAGAUUACAAUAAAUAAUAAGGUAGUUAAAUUUUAUAUUUUUAAGCUCUCGAGAAACUGAAAUUAAUUCUCUUAGACAAUAAAUUACAUAAGCAUCAUCUAAUAAAAAUGAAUUAAUUAAAAUUAGAGACCUUGAAUCUUAAAUUAGAUACUUAAAUUCAGAAAUUGAUACUAUUAAUGGAAAACUUAUUGAUUCAAAUAAUGAAAAUUAAUAAUUAAGAAUCUAAAUCUAAAAUUUAGAUUAUAAAACAGAUUCUAAAAAUAAUGAACUGAUUCUUAAAUUAAGAGAAUAUGAAGGCAGAAUCACUAUCUUAACAUCUGAAAUAGAGCGACUUAUUUAUUCAAUUAAAUAGAAAGAACUAGAAUUAGAUGAAUGGAAAGCUAGAUAUUAAUAAUUAGAAAUGUCUGGAUCUUCUGUUUUCUAAGAAAAAGUAGAAUAUCUAUCUUAAGAAGUAGAAGUAUGGAAAUCAAAAUUCAUAAGAGCAAACCAUGAAUUCAACAGAUGUUAAGAAGAGAUUUCAAUGUUGUAGGCAGAAUUAGAAUCAUUAAAAAAAUAAAGAAAAGUAUUAUUCCUUUUAAUUAUUAGUAAGAGUUAACAAUUACAUCUAGAGUAGUUACAAAAUAAGCAACAACUUAAAAUAAUAGCGGUUAUAAAUAAUACUAAUAGUGA